AUGAAGACCUCUAUGCUCUCCGUUCUCGCCUUCACCGCCACCAUGGUGUCCGCGACUGCUGUCCCUGCCCGCAAGGCCCAGCGUGACUUGACCACCAUCCCGACCAACGCUACCUUGGACUGCAUCGCUCCCAAGCUGUGCUGCGGAACCCUCACUACCCCCGUCGAUGGACUGGCCGAUGGCCUCCUCGCCCUGCUGGGUAUCAAUGGUGCCGAGGUCGUGGGUGAAGUUGGUCUGCUUUGCCACCCCUACGAUGACACUUGCAAGGAGGAGCCUUCUUGCUGCACUGAAGCUAAUGUCCUGAGCGGCGUCCUUGCUCUCGGCUGCAGCAAGGUUGACGUCUAA
Molecule: messenger RNA, 345 nt
Organism: Monascus purpureus
Lineage: Eukaryota; Fungi; Ascomycota; Eurotiomycetes; Eurotiales; Aspergillaceae
Source: the annotation of a GenBank genome assembly